Molecule: messenger RNA, 1335 nt
Organism: Paramecium tetraurelia
Lineage: Eukaryota; Ciliophora; Oligohymenophorea; Peniculida; Parameciidae
Exons: 4
Biological process (GO): protein dephosphorylation
Molecular function (GO): cation binding; protein serine/threonine phosphatase activity
Source: RefSeq, a predicted model, not a curated record
AUGAAUAAAGCAACUCGAACAACUAGUCUACGAUAACAUAAACUAACCUUUUCAAAAGACAAUAAUAGUAGCUUAUAAGUAUAGACCAGGUCUUAAAGUUUUAAAUAAAACAUCAGCAUUUCUCCUGAUAAGAAAUCUUAAAUGUCUCCAACAAAAUAAAAUAGCGUAUAUAUGAAUGGAUAAUUGCUUAUUCGUCCAAGAUCGAAAUAUAAUUAAUUAGGCAAUUUGUCUUCUUCAAAAUUACAGGACUCCCAAAAAAUCUUUCUUAUUCAAUAAGCACAAUAGCAAUAGACAUAACAAUAAAGGGCUGAAUAAAGCCCUGUAUUACACAGAAAACAACAGAGUGACAAAGGAUUAAAACAUGACUUGCCUAAAAUAUCACCAAUCAAAGCAAGACAACCUAUUAGAUAGUUGUAGUCUGAUAUGAAUCAAUUGGACCUAUUUAAAAAGGAGUAAAUUAAACAAAGUGUUACUAGAAUUGCUUAUACUAAAUCUUAGGCUGGUAAAAACGAAGAUAAUUUAACAAAAACAAAUCAAGAUAGUUUUAUAUCUCUUUAAUCUUUCAAGGAUAACAUGUCCUUAUUUGGUGUGUGUGAUGGCCAUGGUCAAGAUGGUCAUAAAUGCAGUCAAUUCAUUCGAGAUAAUUUACCCAAAAACAUCGACUCUCUCUUGUCUCUAAAUCCUUCGUCUAUUCCAGAAUCAAUCUCCAAAUCUUUCCUCAGAACAAACUCUUAAUUAUGCAAUUUUGAAGAGAUAAUAACAACUUUUAGUGGUUCCACAACUGUGAUCAGUCUAAUAGUCGAUGAUACAAUCUAUACAGCCAAUGUUGGAGAUUCCAGAUCAAUAAUUUGUAGACAACAAAGUAAUGGAUCUAGAAGUGCUAUUUCCUUAUCAAAUGACCACAAGCCAGACUUACCUUAAGAGAAAAGAAGAAUUGAACAGAAGGGAGGAAGAGUAGAACCUUACAUAGAUUUUGAUGGAUCAAGUUUAGGUCCAGCAAGAGUCUGGUUAAAAACAGAGGAUAUUCCAGGACUGGCUAUGAGUAGAAGUUUUGGUGAUAAGGUUGCAGCAAGUUGUGGAGUUAUUUGUGAACCAGAAAUUCUCGCAUAUAAAAUGUAGGAAGGAGACUUAUUUAUGGUUCUGGCAUCUGAUGGCGUGUGGGAAUUCCUAAGCAAUGAAUAAGUGAUAGAUAUGAUAUAUCCAUAUUAUGCUCAAGAUGAAGGAAAUGCUGCAUGUGUUAGAAUUGUAAAGGAAUCCAUUAAAUUAUGGAAAUUGAAUGAUACAGUAAUUGAUGAUAUUACUGUUGUUAUUGUAUUCUUCAACAAAUAAAAAUGA